AUGCUCGACCUGACACUCAUCCGUACUGCUCUUUCUGGCCCGGCCAAACAGGCCAUAGCCGCUGCUUUGUGGGAUACCCCUCGCUCAGAAGUUGAAUCCGACCUCAAGUUCUACUUCAAGUACUACAUCCAACAGUGCGAACUGAUCGCGCUCCACGAAGGCGGUAGCCAUACGCCUCUGGCAACUCACGCAGACAUCAUGGCGAUCGUUCAGCUUUUGAGAAGUUCCCGCACACGGGAAGAAAUCCACCAGAAGUUGUUAAUGUCCUGCAGUCUUCCCGAUAGCGAUGCUUGUUGUAGCCAUUCCAUUGAUCUUGCAGCUCGCAUCCUGCUCAUGGUCGAAUUCGGCAACCUUCCUUUUGCCUACUCGGGAUCUAGACAGAUAGAGUGGGUUACAGGCAGUUUGAAGCAAUGGGUCACAGAGCGGUUCGGAAAGAAGCCGGUCCUUGGGCAUAGUAAAGUAAAGUUCGAGAAGAUAUUCAACGCCAACAAUCUAGCCAAGAUAUCGGGGAUAGAAGUUAUUUGGACCAACAACCUCGCUGACCAUCUCCGUCUGAUGAAAGACGAUCAGGCAGUGGCAGUGUUUCAUCAUGCUUCGUUUCUGCAGCGCCAACAAAGCCGCCUUAGAGAGGAAGAUUCGUGA
This is a messenger RNA of Fusarium musae, 642 nucleotides long. RefSeq lists its product as uncharacterized. The transcript is spliced from 2 exons. The record is from RefSeq and is a predicted model, not a curated record. The coding region runs from base 1 to 642 and encodes 213 amino acids. NCBI's taxonomy places the organism in Eukaryota, Fungi, Ascomycota, Sordariomycetes, Hypocreales, Nectriaceae.